Molecule: messenger RNA, 567 nt
Organism: Rodentolepis nana
Lineage: Eukaryota; Metazoa; Platyhelminthes; Cestoda; Cyclophyllidea; Hymenolepididae
Source: the annotation of a GenBank genome assembly
AUGACCACCUUCCGUCCUCUGCCAUUACCAACAAUAUGUCAAAUCCUGACUUCUUCCGCUCAGCAGAGACACGAUCUCUCAUUCCCGACGCGUUUGUUCUUCACAUCGCUCUACUCACCUGAUGGUUCCUUUCCACACGAACGACCAACAACUCAAUGGCAAUCCAACGCUCUCCUUUCACCCGCUAUGACUCCCCCAGAACGCCUAUGGAAACAGACAACAACGGGAACGCGUUUCGUCUCGAAUGUCUAUCUCUACGAGACUCACGAACCUCCCUACUCUUACAGGAAGCCAACACUCCAACGCACUGCUUUGUUUGAACUGGCAAGCCGAGACCAAUCGUCAGGCAAGCACACGCCGGAAGAUUUCGGUCAUGGAUUGUCGCAACUAAACAUCCGUUCGACAAGAACCUUGAUCACCGAUCGUUGCUUCUGGAGAAAUAUCAAACAGGACUCUCGUCAGUGGACCAAAUACUGCCCUACAAUUUUGUGCGGACAACCGUACAACCAGUGGCCAAUCAGAGGCCUCCGUUUGGUUAACCUAAUCCGCUAUGCUGAUUAUGAUUAA